Messenger RNA from Guillardia theta CCMP2712, 660 nucleotides. RefSeq lists its product as hypothetical. The coding region runs from base 1 to 660 and encodes 219 amino acids. Gene Ontology annotation, molecular function: transmembrane transporter activity. The transcript has 8 exons. The record is from RefSeq and is a predicted model, not a curated record. NCBI's taxonomy places the organism in Eukaryota, Cryptophyceae, Pyrenomonadales, Geminigeraceae. Gene Ontology annotation, biological process: transport.
AUGCUUAUGAAGGCAAAGCUCUCUUUCGAAAUGCCUGCGGCAGGUGCGAGGUGGAAGGAUUUCAUGAUGAGUGGCAUAGCAAGUGGAAUAGCUUCGACAGCCGUGUUCCCUAUUGACCUGGCAAAAACGAGAAUUCAAGGAAGUCUCGCAAACAUCAAUGGCAAGCAAUACACUGGAAUUUUCAGAACAAUCACCAAGGUUGCUCGAGAGGAAGGACUUUUGUCUCUCUUCAACGGUUGUACUCCAGUUCUUCUCGGCUCCGUCCCUGAAGGUGCAUUUUGCAUUGGUAUGAAUGAUGCUUCAAAAAACAUUUUGAGCAAGGUUUUGAAAUGCCCGCAGAAGGACCUCCCACUCCCAGCAGAGAUCUUUGCAGGAGCGUUUGCAGGGUUCACCCAGAUCAUAGUGACCAAUCCCAUGGAAAGAGUCAAGAUUUUGCAACAGAUCGAGGGCAGCAAUGCUGGCUCAGUUAGGAAACUGGUCUUGUUUUUGAAAUGGGUUCUUUUGCCAAUCAAAGGACAAGCAGCCAUCGAGCUUUGGAGAGAAGAUCGUUUAGCUGCAUUCUACAGGGGUGUACAAGGACGUGUAGGACGUCUUGCCCCGCAGAUGGCGAUAAGCUUAAUGCUUUUCGAGCUCUUCAAGUCAACGUUCUCUGAGGACUAA